CCUGGGUUUACUCACACCACCUUCACGUAUAUUUUGCACAAGACCUUAGUUAUUAAUGUUUACUAUCUGUAAUACACACGAAAGGGGUUUGCACACGCGGAGUCACAUUUCCUAUAAAUAGAGUCACAUUUUACGACUCGUUAUUCGCUGAAGAUCUCUUAGUCAAGUCAUUCUGAGAAGAUUUCAAGAAAAGCUAUAGACGCGAUGUCCGAGAUGUCAAAGACUGAAGCUGCAAUCUGCGCCAAGUGUUCUGGGGGUGAGUGCGACUGUUCUGGUGUGGACUGCUGUAGUACCAACUGCAGAUGCCCCGGAUGUAAAGUCAACUGCGCCUGUUUCUCGAAAAAGAGUGCUACUUGUCCUGAUGGCGUGUGUCAGAUAGGGCUUGCAUGUGAAUGUGGCGACUCCUGCACGUGCAGUGACGCAUGCCAGUGCCCUGGCUGUAAAGCCGGAUGUAAAUGUGCAGGUGCAAGCUUUGUGUGUUCCACUGCGUGCCAGGCAAGGAAAUGUUGCGGAACCAAUCUCUGCAAGUGCAACUGCAAGUGUGCCUGCUCAAAAAGCGGAUGCAACUGCGCAUCGGCCUGUGCCAAGUGUCCAGGGGGUAAGUGCUGUUGCACUGGUGCGGAUUGCUGUACCACUGGCUGUAGAUGUACCGGAUGUAAGGUGAAGUGCGCAUGUGUCCGUGCCAAGUGUUCAGGGUGUAGGUCCUGCUGUGCUGAAUCGGACUGCUGUUCCUCUGGCUGUAGAUGCUCCGGAUGUAAGGUCAACUGCGCAUGCUGCCCGGCAAAGAGUGCGACCUGUCCUGAUGGAAUUUGUAAAAUUGGGCUCGCUUGUGAAUGUGGCGAUUCCUGCAGGUGCAGUGACGCAUGCCCGUGCUCUAGCUGUAAGGCCGGAUGUGAAUGUGCAGGUGCAAACCUCGUGUGUUCCAUGAAGUGCCAGUCAGGAUGUUGUGGAACUAGGACCUGCUCCUGCAACUGCAAGUCUGCAUGCUCAAAGUGCAGAUGCGAUUGUGCAUCUGCCUCGUGCUGCGCCAAGUGUACGAGUGGUAGUUGUGACUGUGCUGGUGCGACCUGCUGUAACACCAACUGUAGAUGCUCUGGAUCGGCAAAGAAUGCGACCUGUCCUGACGGAAUUUGUCAGAUAGGGCGCGCGUGCGGGUGCGGUUGCAAGUGCAGUGAUGCAUGCCAGUGUUCUAACUGUAAGGCCGGAUGCAAAUGUGGAGGCGCCAACUUCGUGUGUUCCGUGGAAAGCAUAUCAGGACAAUGUUGCGGAACCGCAGACUGCCAGUGUGAUGGCAAGUGCGCAUGCCCAAAGUGCAAGUGUAACUGCGCAACUGAGGCUUGCUCGUGCGAUGCAGGCUGUACUGGACCAAGCACCUGCAAUUGUGCUCCUGAUUGCACCUGUAAGCAGUAAGCGGUGGCAUCAUGAGAACAUCCACAAACUACAUUUAAUGGACCGUCACACUGUUUGCGGAAUUUCGUGAAAAACGUUUUUAACUUAUUAUUGAAAUAAAUUUAUUCGUGAUUGUGAAAUACAUUCUUACCUAUCAACUGGUGACUUUAAUAUGGAGUAAUCAUUACUAAUUUGCCUUUUUAUUCAGUUCUGAUUUUCUUCUUGGAGCUUUGUUUUAUUAAAUAUUAAUGAAAAUAAAUCAUGGUAUAAACUUU
Molecule: messenger RNA, 1664 nt
Organism: Mizuhopecten yessoensis (Yesso scallop)
Lineage: Eukaryota; Metazoa; Mollusca; Bivalvia; Pectinida; Pectinidae
Product: keratin-associated protein 5-5-like
Exons: 12
Coding region: 205-1410 (401 amino acids)
Molecular function (GO): metal ion binding
Source: RefSeq, a predicted model, not a curated record